Messenger RNA from Morus notabilis, 1509 nucleotides. RefSeq names its product acyl-CoA--sterol O-acyltransferase 1. The transcript is spliced from 2 exons. Gene Ontology annotation, biological process: lipid metabolic process. The record is from RefSeq and is a predicted model, not a curated record. The coding region runs from base 269 to 1381 and encodes 370 amino acids. Lineage: Eukaryota; Viridiplantae; Streptophyta; Magnoliopsida; Rosales; Moraceae.
CUUAAUUCUCCAUUAAUUCCACACCAUCGCAGCCUUAUUCUCCACGGACUGGAAAGUGGUAAAAUUCAAUCUGCCACUUUUUCCGGUCACACUUUAAACAAAACAACGUUGACAUUUUUUAUAUCUUGGGCACAAGGAAACAAAACGUGCCCCGUUUUUCACGUCUUGUGAUCACUCGUUAAACAAGAAAAAAAGCUCAAAGAAAAGAAACAAGAAACGUAACAAAAGAUCUUCAUCAGUUCAUCUUCUUGGGAUCAAGAUUACAAUAAUGGAGCGAGAGAUGAUAACUUUCGUGAAGGUUUGGCUCACGGCUUACGCGUCUCUCUUCUACUGCUACGUCAUGGGGAAGCUUGUCCCAAAAGGCAUUCCGAGACUCUUGGGAAUAGCCCCAAUCGUGAUCCUUUUUCUGUUCCUUCCUUUGAAUCUCUCUUCCAUGCAUCUCGGAGGAGCGACGUCGUUUUUCCUUGCUUGGCUGGCCAAUUUCAAGCUCUUGCUCUUCGCCUUCGCCAAAGGCCCUCUCUCCUCCGAUCCCUCCAUUUCUCCCCGACGCUUCGUCGCCGUCGCCUGUUUACCCAUCAAGAUACAGCCCCAUCAAAAACCUCAAAAUCCACAAAAACCCAGAAAAAGAGGACAAAAAUCCCUUCUCAACUACUCCAUAAAAGGUUUGAUUCUCGCUCUCCUCGUACAAGCCCACCGUUACUACACCCAUUUCAUGCCCAAGAACCUGGUUCUGAUCCUCUACAGCUUCCACAUCUAUCUCUGCCUGGAGAUCAUGCUCGCCAUCGCGGCGGCUCUUGCUCGCGCCGUCCUUGGGAUUGAGCUCGAGCCGCAGUUCGACGAGCCGUAUCUGUCUACGUCACUCCAGGACUUCUGGGGCCGUAGAUGGAACAUCAUGGUCACCAGUAUUCUGCGCCCGACAGUAUACGAACCCGUCGUCAACAUCGCGACACGUGUCAUCGGCCGGAAGUGGGCCUCGCUCCCCGCCGUGAUGGGGACGUUCGCCGUGUCGGCGAUCAUGCACGAGCUGAUCUUUUUCUACUUGGGGCGUCUAAAGUCCACGUGGGAGAUCACGUGGUUCUUUGUCCUUCACGGGGCUUGUUUAACGGCUGAGAUUGGUUUGAAGAAAGCAGUUGCAGGGAAGUUCCGGUUGCCGAGGAUCGUUUCCGGGCCGUUGACCGUUGGAUUUGUUAUGGUGACCGGCUUUUGGCUGUUCUUCCCUCCGCUUCUCCGGUUUCAGGCGGACGUCCGGGCGUUUGAGGAGUACGCGGCGGUGGGCGCGUUCUUGAAGAAUGUUGGGAGUGCUCUUACUUUGAAGACCAUGAAUGCGACGAGAUUGAUCAUGCACAUCUCUCAGUUGGAUGAGAACAAAAACGGAACAUGAUCAAGAGUGUCGUUUUGUGCGCGGUCACCAAGGAAGUAAGCUCAGUUGGGUUGGCCUGUGGCCAAAGAUUACAAUCUACAGCCGUUAGGGUCCGUUCGGUUUGCUAAUUCGAGUUUUUAAUUUGAGUU